Messenger RNA from Helicoverpa zea (corn earworm), 2737 nucleotides. RefSeq lists its product as uncharacterized. The record is from RefSeq and is a predicted model, not a curated record. The transcript has 14 exons. Bases 1 to 1968 code for a protein of 655 amino acids. Lineage: Eukaryota; Metazoa; Arthropoda; Insecta; Lepidoptera; Noctuidae.
AUGGCGCGAAAACAAGCAGUUUCGAUCCAAGAAACUGUGGAAACCAACGAAGAUUUCGAGGCCUACCUCGCAGCUCAUAAGGAUCAGCUUAUUUGUAUGGAGGUGUACUCUGACUUCUGCGGCCCCUGUCUGGCAACUGGUAACGCUGUCAGAAAGGGUAAGCUGGAGAUUGGUCAAGACCGAAUCGCCAUGGUCAAGUGUUGCGCUGACAAUAUAGAUGCACUGGCAAGAUUCAAGCAUCAUAGUGAGCCGGCGUUUCUGUUCUUAGUGAAUGGCAAACUGACCCGUGCGAUGUUCGGCCCGAACGGCAUAGAUCUGUGCCGUAUCAUAGAGGAGGAGUUGAAGAUUAUGGACAGGGAAGCCGAGGGCAUUAUUAUGGAGAGGCCUCGACUUGAAGUACAUGAAAUGCUGCCGGAGGAAGCGGCUAAAAUGCAAGAAAACUUGAAGAUCGAGGAAGAAUACCGUGACGCAGCCGAGCGGCUCCGGGUGCUGACGCUAGCGGCUCGCAAGAAGAGAGUGAACGAGCGCCUCUCGCAGAACAUUAAGAGACUGAACUUUAUAAUGUUCUGGCCACAUUGCCACCAGGCGCACUACGAUCUGUAUGAGAAAUGGGAUAUGAUCAAUAUAACGGUGGCAGCCAAAGACACGUUCCAACUAGACGAGCGUGGAGCCCGCGAGGCGCUGUACAUGAGCGACGUGGACCCCAACGAGGCGUGUGUUCACGCGCUACUCGCCGGCCCCGUGCUCGUCGUGCUGUUCAAGAUGUUCGAGACUGAUACUAGGGACUUUGUUAAGUUAAUGCGCUACACACUAUACGAGGAGAUCCCGAUCCCCAAAGAGGACGUGAGCCCCGAGAAGCAAGUGCCUCCGGUGCCAGCGUACGAGAGAUACGCCAGCAUCAGCAAGACUGCGCGCGAAGUACGACGAGACCGCUACAAUGCAAAGCUGCAGAAAUUGAAAGAAGAAAAAGAAGACGCGGAACGUCUCCAAGCGGAACAGGAGCGACUGGCGCGCGAGGCUCAGGAGGAGGCAGCCAGGAUCGAGAAACAACGCCUGGAGGAGGAAAGGAUGGCCAGGAUUGCUGCUGGGUUACCAGCCGAUCCUGAACCACCACCGCCACCGCCGCCACCAGAACCGACAGAAGGAGAGCCUGCAGAAGGCGCGGAAGGAGUAGAAGGAGAAGCAACAGAAAGCGGGGAAGGAGGAGAGGAGAAACCAGAGACAGCGGAGACAGCCUCGGAAGUGGCAACUACUAUCACGGACUUAACUCCAGGAGAGGGGGGUCCAGAAGAAGCUAUGUUAGAUGAGGAUGUGGGAGAAAAAGAAGAAGAGUUUCAUUCCGACAUAGAAGUGGAGGGAGAGGAUUACAUCCCUCCCGGAGGUCUGUUCGUGCCAGGCUUGUAUACACCAGCCAAUGAGCUCGCUAAAGCUAAUGGACUGGCUUUCUUCUAUCCCAAGGUGCUUGCAGACUUGGCAGAGGUGAUAGAGACAGAGUACCUGCCGCCGCACGUGCUCGUCAUAUUCCCCAUAGACAAGCGCUACGAUGUUCAAGAGGUCGUCAACUUGUACUCCUCCGAGAUCUUGAAUAUGGGUAUCUUCGUGGGUGAGGACCCAUAUAGUGCGGAGCACGUCGCCUACAGCAUCAAGCAGUACGAUAAGAUGGAACGUCCGAGGAGAUACUUCGACCGCCUAGCCCUGAUGGUCUCGCGCAAGCGUUCCUUACCUCUACUCCAGCUGGCUGGGCUGAACCCCAUAUAUAUCAGCUCUGACGUCAUCAGCGGGGAGAGGGAGUGUCUCGCCAUGUUCCCUGUCGGCUACGGAGACGAUCACGAGGAGAUUGAGAGCGUUGAAGAAGAGGAGGUCGUGGUAAGGAGUCUAAAGUUGUUGAGUAAGGAGGCUGUUAGACUUGUUAGGCUUCCUCUUUGCAGUGAGAAGAAGGAAAUGGAGAAAAGAUUGAUAGGAAUGUAAGAUGUUUCUCUAAGGGUAAUCAGAAGCCAGUAUCACAACCAUUCUUACCCCUCCCUAUACCGUUGUACCAUUUGUAUAUGGUUCACAUAGAAAAUAAUUCUGUAACUUGCAUUCACAGGUAACUGAACAGCCACAAGAAACAGUUCAAGAGACUGUUGCUGCCGAAGAGAGACCGGAAGACGAAGACGAGGAUGAAGAGGAAGAACCGACCAUGUGAUAAGCCUGAAUCAUGAAGUCACCCUCACGAACUGCCGAUAAGUUUAUGUAAUGGCGAAUUCAAACAGCGAGUCACUCGUGCUUGUACGGAAGCUUGGAAUUGAGUUCCGCUACGACCCUGCACAACUUUAUUUUUUAGCUUCCACUGACCAGCGUCAGAGUAGAUGCCGUUAAAGUAUGUCUAAAAAAAAUAUUCAAAUAAAAGCAAAUGUCAUAAAAAUAUUUUAUUUUACUGUAUUUGUUUGUACAGAUAGAUAAACCGAGGUUUACUGGUGAAUUGAAUUCAUCAACCGAUAGGAGUAACUUUUCUACCGACCGAUGAAAAAUAGUCUAAACUUGAUUAAUCUUAAAUAUCUCAUGGAACUGAAUUGGCUGCGAUGGUACGGACAUGUUAAAAGGAGACCACCUGAGUACAUCGGCAAUGCGACAUUCAAUCUCGAUAUACCCGGUCAAAGGCGCAGAGGCAGGCCAAAACUGCGGUGGUUGAGUGUCGUAAAGAAAGACAUGGAAAUCUGCGAACUCAAAGAGGAAGAUGUCCAGGAUAGAGCGAAGU